AUGCAUGUCGGCGGUGUGCAGGGGGGCCCAUUUUUCGGGGUGCCCUUUGUGCCUAUGGACCCUCCGCAGCUCAUGCUCCCACCACCUGAGGGGCGCGCCGGUAUGCGCGGGCCAAUGGGAAUGGCACCGCCGUUAAUGGUCCCCCCACUCGGCAUGGAGAGAUUGGCAAGGCACAAGCGUGACAACGAACCAGAGGAAUUUGCUAUGAGCUCAACCCAUCUUGACCCGGAAGACAUACUGACGGGAGAGCGGGCUAGGGGGAUUCAGCGCUCUCGGGUGACUCAAUCUUCUUCACGAAAUGACCUGAUGCUCGACGACGAGCAAGAGGAUAUCGGGGCAGAUCAGAACUCGAAGUUUUACAAGGGUGCGGAGGAUGGAGAGACCGCAGUCUGA
Messenger RNA from Colletotrichum higginsianum IMI 349063, 393 nucleotides. RefSeq lists its product as uncharacterized. The record is from RefSeq and is a predicted model, not a curated record. The transcript is spliced from 3 exons. Bases 1 to 393 code for a protein of 130 amino acids. Lineage: Eukaryota; Fungi; Ascomycota; Sordariomycetes; Glomerellales; Glomerellaceae.